Messenger RNA from Clupea harengus (Atlantic herring), 1111 nucleotides. It is a transcript of the gene dlx4b, whose product is annotated as distal-less homeobox 4b. Gene Ontology annotation, molecular function: DNA-binding transcription factor activity, RNA polymerase II-specific; RNA polymerase II cis-regulatory region sequence-specific DNA binding. NCBI's taxonomy places the organism in Eukaryota, Metazoa, Chordata, Actinopteri, Clupeiformes, Clupeidae. Gene Ontology annotation, biological process: cell differentiation; embryo development; regulation of transcription by RNA polymerase II. The record is from RefSeq and is a predicted model, not a curated record.
CCAAUCAGCGGGCACGCUGAUAGAGCGCGCUGUGUUGGAGACAUACCAGGUCAGAGUGUGCAAGCUACGUCUCAAUAUUUUGAAGUUAACCAAUAAUUCACGGAGCCUAUCUCUUUUACUCUCCCCGUUGAGUCCACAAACAACUUAAAAAAAAUCCACUGGAAAUACCUCACAACAGUUUGGAAUAGGCUACUUGUAGCCCGGGUACGAUCUUGUGAUCAAGUAUCUUUGCGAGAUGGAUCCGGUUCAAAUUAGCUCUCGCUAGUGGUGAACACUCGAUGCAGCCCUCCUGAACCCGUCGGUUUUAUGGACUUCGUUAUUAAUGAUGUCUAUGAGCUUCAUGCCUGAUAGUUUCAAUGCGCCAGAUCCGUCCAAGUCAGCGUUUCUAGAGUUUGGUCACGGACUUCCCACGCACCAACCGCAGCACUCGCCCGGACUAUCGCACAAUAUUUAUCCUGUUCACGGGUUGCAACCGGGUGGACACCCGCAGCACAAUGCUCCUUUCCAAUCUGCCGCCUACUCUUAUGGUCGAUCACUGGGUUACGCUUACCCCGGCUCGGUGAGCUCACAUAACCAGAAUGCGUAUAUGCCAUACCAGCACAGCAACCAUAACAGCACUUUGAGUCAUGCUGCGAAAGUGGAAGAGGCUGAGCGGCACGACAAGACAACGGUCAUUGAAAACGGGGAGAUUCGCCUGAACGGAAAAGGGAAGAAGAUUCGCAAGCCGCGGACAAUCUACUCAAGUCUUCAGCUCCAGGCUCUACACCAGCGCUUUCAGCAGACCCAGUACCUCGCCCUGCCCGAACGUGCUGACCUUGCGGCCAAACUAGGGCUCACACAGACGCAGGUGAAAAUAUGGUUUCAGAACAAGCGUUCAAAAUACAAGAAAAUCAUGAAACACGGUCCCAUCGGACACGAGGGAGAGCACCUGCAUACCACGCCGUCAUUGUCUCCUUGCUCCCCGGGACUGCCCCAGCUCUGGGAGGUGUCCAUGGCCGCUAAAACGGCACCUAUGCAUCCGGGCGGGUAUAUGAACAAUUUUGGACACUGGUACCCCGCGGCGUCUCACCAUCAGGAGUCCAUGAACAUGAACAGACCACCGAUGAUGUGA